Messenger RNA from Perkinsus marinus ATCC 50983, 2047 nucleotides. RefSeq names its product GPI mannosyltransferase, putative. Gene Ontology annotation, biological process: GPI anchor biosynthetic process. The record is from RefSeq and is a predicted model, not a curated record. Lineage: Eukaryota; Perkinsozoa; Perkinsida; Perkinsidae. Gene Ontology annotation, molecular function: alpha-1,2-mannosyltransferase activity. Bases 10 to 1578 code for a protein of 522 amino acids. The transcript is spliced from 3 exons. Gene Ontology annotation, cellular component: endoplasmic reticulum membrane.
GAAUUUAUAAUGUCGUAUACCAGUGUGGAUCGGCUAAGUCGUGUUGUGCCUGCGUACAUAUGGUUCUUGCUGUACCGCAUGGUCGACGCGCUGUUGAUAAGCACUUACAGCAGUGCUGAUGAGUAUUGGCAGUCCAUAGAGGUUUCCCAUUACCUCGUCUUUGGCAAGGGUUAUCUUACUUGGGAAUGGCGUCCUGAGGUGGCCUUAAGAUCCUCUUUGAUGCCGCUCCUGUACGUGCCUUACUAUGGCCUGUUGAGGGUCAUGGGACUGGACACUCGUUGGACGAUAGCCUAUGGCCCUAGGGUAUUCGUACAGGCCCCCUUAGUAGCAUUAGCUGACCUUGGAUUUACUCGGGUCUCCUCAGUACUACUAGAACCGGCCCUAGCUCGGACGGCUGUGGCCCUGUGGUUGAGUAACUGGUUCAUAUUGUCGAUGGUCACGAGGACCUUUGCCAACAGCGUUGAGACAGCCCUCUACUGUAUUAUAGUGUACGCCCUUCUUCAGUGGACCAUACGGCCUGGGAGGUAUUAUUACCUCCUCGUCUCCACGGUACUGUCAGCAGCGUCAGUGCUUAUACGCCCUACUAGUGCUACCUCCUUAGCGCCCCUCUUAGCAUACAACUGCUUGUAUGUACUGUCCCACACUAGGCAGUGGUGGCUGCUACCCGUGUGUGUUGUCGUUGGCCUUGGGACUAUGGUCGUCAUUGGGCACCUCGACAGUCUAUUGCUCUAUGGUGGCAGCAUACGAGGAGCAUUCACAUGGUUAAACUUUGCCGAAUUCAAUUUCAUCAACGACUUUGGGAAGCUGUAUGGUGACGACCACUCCUGGCUGUGGUACUUCAUCAUUGGCAUCCCAUUGCUACUACUGAACCAUAUAGUACCUUUCUUACAGUCGCUAUGGAAGGGUACUUACCACCUCCGUAGUGGGAAUAAGCACUUCACUGUGUCCUUGCUCAUCUCCUGCUUGGUCUCACUCCUCGUACUCUCCUUGGCUACUCAUAAGGAGCUACGGUUUAUCAUGCCGAUGGUACCAGUACUGUGUCUAGUGCUAGCCCCGGCGGUUGGGCCCAUCAGGGGUGGUAUGCGAGGUGUAGUGUGGAAAGUAUGGCCGCAUUUGUUAGUGGCACUUGUCGCGAUGAGAUGGCAUCAGUAUGGUCCUGAUAGGGUCAUGUCGUCGCUCUCUAGAGGGGCCACCCCAGGGGAUAGUGUAAGGUUCCUAACGCCUUGCCACGCGACGCCGUUCACAACGCAUGUACAUGGUACUGGAAUAGUGGCGAUGGAUAUACUCGACUGUUCGCCGCCAUUAAAAGAGCUGGCUGCCGGGAUUGAACCUGGGUUGAAUGAGCGUGAUGCCUUCUUUGCGGAUCCUCAGGCUUAUGUAGAGAGCAAGACGAAGGGCUAUGACUGGUUGGUGGUGUGGGGUGGCGCUGUUCGUCGGGAGGACAAUGGGCUGGCCAAAUGGUUGAAGGACUAUGGAAGAUAUGAUUUGGUGGAGAGCAUAGGUGAUGGGCUACUCAAUGAUGGGCCCUAUGGCUUCGAGAUGUGGCCGACAUUUGACUUAUAUCAUCAUCAUCAGUAGUAGUGGAGAGAUUCUUGUUGUGUACUUACCUGGCGUAUGUGUAUGGUGAAGAGCAGUGUGAUGUGAGUAUAGUAUUUGACGCCUUAGUAUGCUACCUCCACUGAGCCUGCUGCCUAGGUUGGUAAUGGGUACUGUGCUGAGCUAUGGUGUGAUGGUGCUGGAAGCCUUGGUUGAGAAGCCCACCGGGUCAUCAAGCUGAUGUUUACCGUGGCCUCAUACUGCAGGUUGGGUAGAGAGUGUUUGGUACUGGAUCUGGCUGACCACAACGCUAUGGACGAGCCGCCCCUGGCUGAUAUCAUUGCUAUAACGGACAGCUUUGUCUCUUCUGCCUGUGUUCAUCCUCGCCUCCUCCUAGGUGUCAUUAAGUGAGGAGGAGCAUUGUUUGAAACUGGGGUGCGAGCGGGCACGGGAAGACGGUGGCGCUUCUCAUCCCGGUUCCUGCGUGUUUACAAUGCCAGCGUGUAAGCUG